Rhopalosiphum maidis (corn leaf aphid) is the source of this 1289-nucleotide messenger RNA. Its product is annotated as ubiquitin-conjugating enzyme E2 W. The transcript is spliced from 6 exons. The record is from RefSeq and is a predicted model, not a curated record. NCBI's taxonomy places the organism in Eukaryota, Metazoa, Arthropoda, Insecta, Hemiptera, Aphididae. Bases 335 to 799 code for a protein of 154 amino acids.
ACAAGACCUUUUGUUGUUUCCAAAGCGAAAUAGUUAAUAUCCUCAGACUCAUUUUUUUAAAUACUCUACUAAUAGAAGCUAUAGUGAUACACUUAUUAAUUUUGUCAUAAUUAAUUGAUUAUUAUUAUUUUACGACGGUUUUCAGCCAACCACGUAUAGAUCGUGUUCUCAGACAUUGGUUUUUUGUUCCUUCGUCUUUACUUAAUGUCCAAUAUGUAUACUAUCUUCUCAUUGAUACAACAACACUAUAAUUAAUUACUGACCGCACUAUGAGUACUACACAGUUUUAAUAAUUAAAUAAAUUAUUUGUUUUAUUAUCGGAGAUUAUCGUGAAAUGGCUGGUAAAACACCAUCUGAAAAAAGACUGCAUAAAGAAUUGAUAUCGCUCGUUAAAGAACCGCCUCCGGGAAUGGUUGUAGAUGCUGAUCAAGCCGAGCAGAACCUCAAUGUUUGGACUAUAAAUAUGCAAGGUGCAGAAGGUACUUUAUAUGAUGGAGAACAGUUUCAACUGCAAUUCAAAUUUGGUACCAGUUAUCCUUUUGAAUCACCUGAAGUUACAUUUGUGGGCCAAAACAUUCCAGUUCAUCCACAUGUAUAUAGUAAUGGGCAUAUUUGCUUGUCUAUUCUUACCGAUGACUGGUCACCAGCCUUAUCAGUUCAAUCUGUUUGUCUUUCAAUUAUAUCUAUGCUAAGCAGCUGCAAAGAAAAGAAAAGACCUCCAGACAAUAGUUUUUAUGUAAAAACAUGCAAUAAAAAUCCCAAAAAAACAAAAUGGUGGUAUCAUGAUGACAAAGUUUGAAGCGUUGAACAUCCAUUAUUUUAUCUUUUCACUAUAAUAUAUUAUCGUUUAGUGAAAAUUGUGAUCUUAUUUUUAUUGCAAUUAAAUGUACUCACUUUAACAAUAUCAUUAAUUAGACCCAGAUCCUGUUAAAUGUACAUUUGUUUAUUAUAAAUAAAUAUGAUUACCUUUCAAUUAUUAUACACACUAAUAAAUAUAUAAUGUACUAUUAUUUUUUUAAGUUGAGUAGUAUAUUAUAUUAAAAAAAUAAUCUCAACCUACAUUGUUAUUAAAAUAAACCAUAAGCAUUAGGUAUAUAUUACAAAGGAAAUAUAUUUGUAAAAAAAUCAUGUAUUUAUAAACAUCACAGGAACAUUUAUAUAUUAAAUUGUAAAUCAUAGAUAAAUUAUGUAUAAAUUUGUCGACCCAAUUAUUUGGUACGUCAAAACACAUUUUAAAUUAAUUAACUAAUUGACAUGGGUUCCAGAUUUAAUAUAUUUUAUUAACAGUA